Messenger RNA from Trichomonas vaginalis G3, 1200 nucleotides. RefSeq names its product surface antigen family. The transcript has a single exon. NCBI's taxonomy places the organism in Eukaryota, Parabasalia, Trichomonadida, Trichomonadidae. The record is from RefSeq and is a predicted model, not a curated record. Bases 1 to 1200 code for a protein of 399 amino acids.
AUGGCAUCAUUAGAAACUAUUAUAUUUAACUCAAAACUAAAUUUUAUUGAUGAUUGGGCCUUCACAAAAUUCGCUUUAAAAACGAUUAAAAUUCCAGAUUCAAUUACGAAAAUUGGUGAAGGAGCUUUCAGCGGUUGUAAGAGUUUGAACUCCAUUACAAUCGGAUCUGGAAUGAACUAUAUACCAACAAGUUGUUUUGCUUCUACAAAUAUUACAGAAAUGAACAUUCCCGAGAAUAUCCAUACAAUAAAUGAUAAUGCAUUUGCUGGAUGUCCAAAUUUAAGAAUGGUUGUUUUACCACCAAAUGUUACUAAACUAGGAGGAAAUUGUUUCCCUCCGGGAAUAGAAGUUACAUUAACGCCUGGUUCUCCUUUAUCUAUUGAUGAACAGAUGAUUAUUUAUAAUCCUGAUAAAUCGAUAAUUGUUAUGAGUUUAAGUAGAAAAUCGUCAUAUACAAUUUUAUCAACUGUAAAAACAAUAAGUAAUGGUGAUUUUUCAUCAAAUUCUGCCUUAACAACUGUUACUUUUGAGUCGAGUUCGAAUCUAGAAACAAUUGAUGUGAAUGCAUUUAGCAAAUGCAUCUCUCUUUCUUCAUUUGAACUUCCUAUUUCCGUUUCAACAAUCAAAGAAAGUGCUUUUCAAGACUGUAAAUCAUUAAAAUUGAUUUCGUUUGGCAGCAAAAUUUCUAUUAUAGAAAGUUAUAGUUUCAUGGGAUGCAUCUCAAUUACACAAGUAACGUUUGUCGAGUGUUAUAAUGUUACUAUUGGCAAGAAUGCCUUCAAUGGCUGCAAGAGUCUUUCAUUCCUAUCUUUAAGCAACAAUGUAACAAGUAUUGACAAUUAUGCAUUCUAUGAUUGCCAGAGUUUAACAAGUGUUAUCUUUCCUAUUUCUAUUGAAUACAUAGGAUCGUAUGCAUUUGGAUCUUCUAUGCUAAGCGAAAUCAAUAUUCCGGAUGGUUCUCAUCUUAAAGAAAUCGAUCAAAGUGCAUUUGGCAAAUGCUCACAACUUUCGACUUUUCAUCUUCCACAAACAAUAGAAAUGUUAGGUGAGUAUUCAUUUGAAUCAUCAGGAAUUUUAUCUUUUGAAGUACCAUUUAUGACUACUCAUAUCUCAAACUUUGCUUUCAAAGGUUGUGCAAACCUUACAACAUUUAUUAUUCCAUCUGGAUGUGCACUUUCUUCAAUAGGAAGUCUUCCCUAA